UCUGCCAUGGAAUUUUAGGCGGGGAGAGAUCUGAAGUUUUGUACUUGUUGGUUUUUAAGUUAUCAUGAUAUUUGGGUCUCUUUCUGUUUAGUUGUAGAAGAUUCGUGUUGGGGCAUUGAUAUGACAAUUUAUGGCUUUGCCACUUUGUUUUUCAUCCCCCACCCCCAUAUGUUGCAUAUCUUUCAUUGGUGAUUGAUAGGACGUCUGAAUUUGUGUUGAACUGAUUCAAGAAAUCUGCAGAUAUUAUCUUUUGCUUUCUAGUUGAUUACCUUGUUUAUAGUUGUAAUCAAGUUCUCUUGUUCUGACAAAGGCUUCUUGCCUUACUCUAGUUGUGGAACUUGAAAUCGAUUGAUUCUAACAGGGGGCUUAAUUCUGCUUUUGUUUCCUCAUAAAUGGUCUGUUCUUUGGGUUUAACCCCCACCCUUCCCCUCUCUCUUCCCCUUAUAAAGGAGGGGAAAACAUGAACUACGAAUACCAACUCAAAUAGCUAUGAUGGAUGUACGGAUCUCAGAGCAUGACCAUGUAAUUCAGGUAUGCGGUGAUGUCCCAGCACAGGAGAGGGGUGCUGUUGGGAGUAAAUUGUGUGGGGAAGCACCAUGUGGGUUUGCAGAUGCUAAAUCCACUUUGAAGGACACACAAGAGCGCUCGGCAGCCAUGAAAAAACUCUGUAUUGCUGUGGUACUCUGUGUCGUGUUUAUGACUGUUGAAGUUAUUGGAGGUAUUAAAGCAAACAGUCUUGCGAUAUUGACGGACGCGGCUCAUUUGCUGUCAGAUGUUGCAGCUUUUGCAAUAUCAUUGUUUUCAUUGUGGGCGGCAGGAUGGGAAGCUACCCCGCGCCAGUCGUAUGGGUUUUUCAGGAUUGAGAUUCUUGGGGCGUUGGUUUCUAUUCAAAUGAUAUGGCUUCUUGCUGGGAUCCUUGUUUAUGAGGCUGUUGAUAGACUGAUAAAUGAUACAGGUGAAGUCCAGGGAUCCCUCAUGUUUGCAGUUUCUGCUUUUGGAUUAGUGGUCAAUAUAAUUAUGGCUGUCUUGCUUGGUCAUGACCAUGGACAUAGCCAUGGCCAUGGCCAUGACCAUGGGCACGGGGGGCAUGAUCAUGGGCAUGGAGGGCAUGAUCAUGGGCAUAGCCAUGAUGGUCACGAUGUGCACAAACAUGGAGUUACAAUCGUUCAACACCAUGACCAUCAUCACGAGGGGCAUUCUGGCCACAAUGAGCACGAAUCAGAUCAUACGGAGCCCCUACUUAAGGCUUGCUCUGAGGGUGAAAGCGGGUCAAAAGGUAGAAAGAAGGAAAGGAACAUAAAUGUGCAGGGGGCCUAUCUUCACGUACUCGGGGAUUCUAUUCAGAGCGUGGGCGUGAUGAUUGGCGGGGCAAUCAUAUGGUACAAACCAGAGUGGAAGAUCAUUGAUCUCUUCUGCACUCUAAUCUUCUCUGUGCUCGUGCUGGGGACGACCAUAAGGAUGAUACGCAAUAUCCUCGAGGUAUUGAUGGAGAGCACCCCCAGAGAGAUUGAUGCAACCAGGCUUGAGAAGGGGCUUUGUGAGAUGGAGGAGGUUGUUGCAGUUCAUGAGUUGCAUAUAUGGGCAAUAACAGUGGGGAAAGUGCUGUUAGCCUGCCAUGUAAAGAUCAAGAAGGAAGCAGAUGCUGACAUUGUACUGGACAAGGUAAUUGACUAUAUCAAAAGAGAGUUCAAUAUUACCCAUGUUACCAUUCAGAUAGAAAGAGAGUAGUGUAGAAUCUGUUGGAACUUGGAAGGCUAGAAAUGUGUUUGUAAUCCACAUGAUAUUGUUUUCAGAAUAUUUUUGACUCAGUUGGUUCCUCAAUCAAUUUUACAAAUUUAUGUCAUUUUUUACA
This is a messenger RNA of Ipomoea triloba (trilobed morning glory), 1852 nucleotides long. Its product is annotated as metal tolerance protein A2-like. The transcript has 2 exons. Gene Ontology annotation, biological process: zinc ion transmembrane transport. Gene Ontology annotation, molecular function: zinc ion transmembrane transporter activity. The coding region runs from base 490 to 1728 and encodes 412 amino acids. The record is from RefSeq and is a predicted model, not a curated record. NCBI's taxonomy places the organism in Eukaryota, Viridiplantae, Streptophyta, Magnoliopsida, Solanales, Convolvulaceae. Gene Ontology annotation, cellular component: vacuole; plasma membrane.